AUGCAUUGGACAGGGAAGUACACCAACAGUAGACCAUAUUGGAAUAAUCAUAUUUUGGAUGGCAACGGUCUAGAUGAUGGUACACUAUCACAAUGGCUUCAGGCCUUAGGGUUCCCUAGAGAUAUGCUUAAUAAUAGUGGACCAGAGAAUAGACUAGAUCAGGUUAUAUGGGAUGGGUUCAUGGGACAACUGUUUCUAGGGUUUACUCAUCCCGGCAGUGGUUCCAGUGACGGUACUACAGCAAAACAACCGUACGAUAUGAAUUAUGCCGGUUUUGUACAUACUGCACAUAGGGAUUCAUUCAACACCGAUGCUGCUACUGUCUUUACGAAUGGCAAUGCCUCUCGUACUACUGGCCAAAUCAGUGAUACUAACCAGCACAAAAACGGUGCCAUUUUCAAGCUCUAUAUUCUAUCAUGUGCAUACUUUACUGGAUUGCAGAAGAAGACUACUCACAGUACUACCACUAAUAAUCCUAAGACCAUUCGGGAGAUCCUAUACUGGCUAAGUGCGUUGCCCUAUAGUCAGGCAUAUAAGCAGUUACUGGAGCAUGCCAAGGAAAGGCUACAAGAAGUACUCAAGAAACCCGAAGGCACUGACAAAGAGACACCAACACUUGCCUUUCUCCAACAAGGCCGUUCAGCUCCCAUUACAGUUGAUGAAUUCAACCUGUUUGCCCACUUCCAAGCAGUGACCCAGUACUGCCCACUGGUCCUCAUAGGUAUCCAGGGUGGAUUACACAGUACCAACAACACUACUCCAGCCAUACACUCCCUCUAUGCCAACACAGAGUGCAACUUCACCUACCCAGCAGUGCCCAUCCAAGCAUACAACCAGGUGGUCCACUACAUUAGGGCUCUGUUCUACCAGCUCUACUUCCUAAGGAAGCAAUGUGCAGUUAAGGUUACAUGUGGAGGGAAAUGGCGUGAAUGUAGAUAUGGGGAUGGAGUAGUCUCUAAGGGGGUAAUCAGCUGGAUGUGCCUGGGGUGUGACCCCAUGGAGCAUGAUAGGAAUUAUAGGGUGGAGAAGGUAAAGAAAGAGUUAGUGGGGAUGACGAAAGGGGAUGUAGCAGAGAAGGUAAAGGAAGUACUAGAGGCUAUUGGGGAAGUAGUGGUACAAUUGGGUAAUGCCCAGGAGGCAUUGGAAGGGAAGAAGGGGGAGGAGAUCAAGGGGGUACAGGCGAAACUAAGGACGGCUAAGACGGGACUAGAGGAGGCUAAUAAUGGACUAGAGAUAGAGGUGGGGUUGGAUGUUAAACUAAAGGAGGCUAAGACAGGACUAGAGGAGGCUAGGAAAAAUCUAAGGAAUGGGUUGAAUGGGAAAGAGCUAACGGAGGCUAAGGAUAAACUAGAGGCGCUGUCAAAGGAUGGUAAUGGUAAACUAAAGGAUAUGUAGGAUGCACUAGUUGGUGAUCAAAAAUCUCUAUCGAAUUUUAUCAAUGUCUCCGACGGAUCUCUACAGGUAGAUCCUGGUAAGAACACGGUCAGUGAGUUCAUCCAUAAGGUGCGGGUGGCAUUGAGGUAGUGGUGGCGUAUGGUUAGUAUUACACUAGUACUACAAGAAGUGGUAAGCAUAUUAUAGGGGCAAUGAUAGACCACUUGGCACAGGGACUAAAGGAGGGAAGUAAAUCCUUUGCACAUGAAAUGUAAAGCAAUUGAAUGUGAAAUCUAAAUCGGUCCAAUAUAAAAUGUGAAGCAAUCAUUGCCACCG
Messenger RNA from Babesia bovis T2Bo, 1710 nucleotides. RefSeq names its product variant erythrocyte surface antigen-1 alpha subunit. NCBI's taxonomy places the organism in Eukaryota, Apicomplexa, Aconoidasida, Piroplasmida, Babesiidae. The transcript has a single exon. Bases 1 to 1395 code for a protein of 464 amino acids. The record is from RefSeq and is a predicted model, not a curated record.